Dictyostelium discoideum AX4 is the source of this 2388-nucleotide messenger RNA. Its product is annotated as PHD zinc finger-containing protein. NCBI's taxonomy places the organism in Eukaryota, Evosea, Eumycetozoa, Dictyosteliales, Dictyosteliaceae. Gene Ontology annotation, cellular component: nucleus. The transcript has 3 exons. The record is from RefSeq and is a predicted model, not a curated record. The coding region runs from base 1 to 2388 and encodes 795 amino acids. Gene Ontology annotation, molecular function: DNA binding.
AUGAAUACUACUAUUACAAAUAAUACAAUGAAUAUUGUACCAAUUAGUCAACAACAACAGCAACAACAGCAACAACAACAGCAACAACAGCAACAACAACAACAACAGCAACAACAACAGCAACAACAGCAACAACAACAACAACAGCAACAACAACAGCAACAACAGCAACAACAACAACAACAGCAACAACAACAACAACAAAUGGAAGUUGGUGAUACACCAGGAACUUAUUUAUGUUCAAAAUGUGGUCAAAUUAAAAAAGGUCAUUUAUGUCCAGAAAAGAGAGGUGGUGGUGUUACUAUUAGUGGUGUUGCUGGUAGUAGUAUUGGUAUUGGUGGUAUUAGUAAUGUUGGAGGGGUUAUUGGUGGUAGUGGAGCUAGUAGUAGUGGUGUAGUUGGUAUUGAUCAACAAGUUAUGCCAAUGUUUGGUAUGCAAGGUGCAAUGGCAACUAGAAGAGCCAAUAUUCAGUUACAACAAAUCUUUCAACAACAACAACAACAACAAAAACUUCAAAAUGAUAUUCAACUUCAAAGCUUUAAUGAAUAUCAACAACUUCUAAUUGAACAACAUGCUGCCACCUCUUACUUUAGCUAUACACUAACACCUGAACAAAAAAAAGCACGUGAAAAGAAUGCUUCCGAUUUUAAUUCAAUCUUAUUAUUAGAAAGACAAGAAAGAUAUCCACAUUAUUUUGAUCCACAUACAAAAACACUUCAAGUUAUUAGUAGUUGGGGUAUUAAAGUUUCAGAUAAAUGGAAUGAUGUACCAGAAUUUGAAAAGAAAUUAAUAAAUUAUCAAAAUCAACAAAUGAUUAAUAAUAGAUACGUUUAUUUACAACAACAACGUGAUAUUCAUGAGAUUCAAAAAGAGAUGUUAAUGAAUCAUCAGAAGCAAGAGAAACAAAUCGCAAGAUAUCAAGAAUUGGAGAGAGAUAGAAAAAAGAAGAUCGAAGAAGAGAUCGAAGCUAUUGUACGUCCAAGAUCUAAUGUGUCUGCUUAUUUUCACUAUAUGAAUAUUAAUCGUGAAGAUGAGAAAAGAAUGAACCCUGAUGUACCACUCUCAGAUAUCUCAAAGAUUUUAGGCGCAAAAUGGAAACAAUUGACACCAGAUGACCAAAAAGAGUACUAUGAAAAAGCUAGAGAAGAUAAAAUUCGUUAUGAAAAUGAGAUGGUAUUGUACAAUCAAAAAUGUAAAGAAGUUGAAAAUAGUUUCCCACAAAUUAACUUUCAAUUAUUAAUUAAUUCACCACCACCACAACCAACUCAACAACAAUUACAACAAUUACAACAACAAAGACAAAUUCAACAACAAUUACAACAACAACAACAACAACAACAAUUACAACAACAACAACAAUUACAACAACAAUUAUUACAACAACAACAACAACAACAAUUACAACAACAAUUAUAUCAACAACAAUUACUACAACAACAAUUACAAUUGCAACAACAACAACAACAACAACAACAACAGAAACCAAUGCAACAACCAUUACAACAACCAUUACAACAACAACCAAUGCAACAACAACAACCAAUGCAGCAACAACAAUUGCAAAAUCAACAACAGCAACAACCAUUACAAAAUCAACAACAACAACAACAACAACAACAACAACCAUUACAAAAUCAACAAAUUAUUAAUAAUAUUACAAGUUCAAGUACAUCAACUAGUGGUCAACAAUUUACAUGUGAUCAUUGUAGUCAAUUAGAUUUGAAUAGUAAUUUAAUAACUUGUUCAUCAUGUAGUAAAAAGUAUCAUGCUAAAUGUUUAAAUUUACAUCAAAAGUGUAUUGAUAAGUAUAGAGAAGAUCCAACUCAAUGGAAGUGUACAGAUUGUAAAAGUUGUGAACUAUGUGAUGACUCUGGUCAUGAUGAGAAAAUGUUAUUUUGUGAUGUUUGUGAUAAAGGUUAUCAUACUUUUUGUUUAACACCACCAUUAUCUCAAACUCCUGAAGGUGGUUGGAGAUGUAACGAUUGUGCUUUCUGUAUUCAUUGUUAUUCAAGAGUUGAUAAAAAUAGUCUCAAUAAAAUUAAAUGGAAAGAAAAUUAUACAUGUUGUGAUUCUUGUUUUUCAAAAGGUUUUAGUGAAAAAUCAAAAUAUUGCCCAAUUUGUAGUCAUUCAAUAAAAGAUGAAGGAGAAGAAGAAGAUUCUAUAACUACUUGCCAAUAUUGUCAUAAAUCAGUUCACGAUCAUUGCGAUCAAAAUAUUAUAGAUAACCUUGAAAAUGAGCAUUUCAUUUAUAAAUGUCCAAAUUGUAUUAGUGACAAGCAAAUAAAACCAAGAGGAAUAAUUGGUGUUGUUGAAGAAAAGACUCCAAAGAAAUCAUUAGGUAAAAGAAAAAAGAAAGAUGAUGAAGAUGAUGUUAAUAUUGAAGAUUAA